Messenger RNA from Arachis duranensis, 651 nucleotides. RefSeq lists its product as uncharacterized. The record is from RefSeq and is a predicted model, not a curated record. The transcript is spliced from 3 exons. Lineage: Eukaryota; Viridiplantae; Streptophyta; Magnoliopsida; Fabales; Fabaceae. Bases 1 to 651 code for a protein of 216 amino acids.
AUGGCUCUAGACAAAGCAUUCAGCAUCAAGGACAUAGGUGAUCUCAAAUAUUUCUUAGGAUUGAAAAUAGCUAGGAGCAACAAAGGUAUCUCUGUUUGUCAAAGAAAAUAUGUCACUGGUUUGUUGAAGGACUAUGGCUUGAGUGAUGCCAAACCAGUUAGUACUUUCAUGGAGUAUACAUUAAAAUUAUCCAGAUCAGCUGCACCUCUGUAUGACGACAUUUCAGCAUAUCGCAGAUUGGUUAAGAGAUUGGUGUAUUUGACCACGACAAGGCCAGACAUUUGUUAUGUAGUUGGCAAGUUAAGCUUCACUAAUGCUGAUUGGGCAUCUUGUCCAUAUAUCAAGAGGUCAAUUUCUGGGUAUUGCUUCUUUUUAAAUGAUGCUUUGGUUUCUUGGAAGAGUGAAAAGCAACUUACUGUAGCAAGGUCAUCCUCAGAAGCCGAAUAUAGAGCCAUGGCAGCUGGUCUGUGUGAGUCUGUCCUUUAUAUUGCUGCGAAUUCUGUGUUUCAUGAAAGGACUAAGCACAUUGAGGUAGAUUGUCAUGUGGUGCGAGAAAGAGCUAUGCUUGGGUUAGUUAAGUUGCUACCUAUCUCAAGCAAAAAUCAAACAGCGGAUAUCUUCACCAAGGCCUUAGCACCUGGUCCUUUUUAG